This is a messenger RNA of Rhodamnia argentea, 1472 nucleotides long. Its product is annotated as 2-methyl-6-phytyl-1,4-hydroquinone methyltransferase, chloroplastic. Lineage: Eukaryota; Viridiplantae; Streptophyta; Magnoliopsida; Myrtales; Myrtaceae. The transcript has 4 exons. Gene Ontology annotation, biological process: methylation. Gene Ontology annotation, molecular function: 2-methyl-6-phytyl-1,4-benzoquinone methyltransferase activity. Bases 279 to 1307 code for a protein of 342 amino acids. The record is from RefSeq and is a predicted model, not a curated record.
AAUUAAAAAAAAAUAAACAUAAAAAUAAAGAUGAACCGUUCAGGCAGGGGACCGUAGUAUCGCUGUAGUGUCGCUUGUUUCUGCUCUCUGCUUGGAGACCACUGAACCAGUGGUAGCUGCUCGAGGAAAAUCCGUCGCGAAGCCCCGACCGCUCACCUGUCUGGACCCAAGGAGAUCAAGAACCCGUCAAUUUUCUGGGUCAUAGCAUGUGGGUAUUCCUUGCUGGACAGUAAAGGUCGUGACUUUUUCAAGAAUUCGCUGGUAAUCUUCGGUAACACAUGGCUUCUUCGCUGCUUAAUGGAGCUGAAUACCUAGGAUUGAUGAGAAGUGUACACCCAAAAGGAUUGGGCUUUGUGGGGUCGGAUUUUGGUGGGAAGAACCUCAACCUGCCCAAAUUGACCCUGGGGUCUCCUGCUAGAAUUGGGGCUGUGAAGAGAGCAGUGCCUAAUUGCAGCUUAUCAACUUCUAGGCCUGCUUCGCAGCCUAGGUUCAUACAGCACAAGAAGGAGGCCUUUUGGUUCUACAGGUUCCUCUCGAUUGUGUAUGACCACAUUAUAAACCCUGGACAUUGGACCGAGGACAUGCGGGACGAUGCGCUCGAGCCAGCCGACCUCAGUGAUAGGAACAUGAUAGUGGUGGAUGUUGGUGGUGGGACUGGUUUUACCACUCUAGGUAUUGUUAAGCACGUGGAUGCGAAGAAUGUCACGAUCCUUGACCAGUCACCGCAUCAGCUCGCCAAGGCCAGGCAGAAGGAGCCCCUGAAGGAGUGCAAAAUCAUUGAGGGGGACGCGGAGGAUCUCCCGUUUGAGACUGACUAUGCAGACCGAUACAUUUCGGCAGGAAGUAUCGAGUAUUGGCCAGAUCCCCAGCGUGGCAUUAAGGAAGCCUACAGAGUGCUGAAACUGGGAGGAAAGGCAUGCGUCAUAGGCCCGGUGUACCCAACAUUCUGGCUGUCUCGCUUCUUUGCUGACGCGUGGAUGCUCUUUCCAAAGGAGGAAGAAUACAUUGAGUGGUUUGAGAAGGCUGGGUUCAAGGACAUCCAGUUGAAAAGGAUUGGCCCAAAAUGGUAUCGUGGUGUUCGCCGGCAUGGGUUAAUCAUGGGGUGUUCUGUGACAGGUGUUAAACCUGCGUCUGGUGAUUCUCCUUUGCAGCUCGGUCCGAAGGCAGAGGAUGUCUCGAAGCCUGUGAACCCGUUCGUGUUCCUGCUGCGGUUCCUUUUGGGUGCAAUGGCAGCUACCUAUUAUGUACUAGUCCCAAUAUACAUGUGGCUGAAAGAUCAGAUUGUCCCCAAAGGUAGACCCAUCUGAGAGAGAAAAGGAGAGGGAGAUUCAUGUUGAGCAGAGAAGGAGCUGCUCAUAACAUCUUUCUUACUAUGUUUCUUUUGUAAGAGUUUGCAGUGUAAGAAUCCAUUUCCUUCUUUUUCUGUUGUCUGGUGACUUAAAAUUGAGCUCGCUGUAUCCUUCUUUCCGGAA